Messenger RNA from Fusarium graminearum PH-1, 189 nucleotides. RefSeq lists its product as uncharacterized. The transcript is spliced from 3 exons. The record is from RefSeq and is a predicted model, not a curated record. Lineage: Eukaryota; Fungi; Ascomycota; Sordariomycetes; Hypocreales; Nectriaceae. The coding region runs from base 1 to 189 and encodes 62 amino acids.
AUGGGCGGCCAGUCGCCUCGAGCCAUUGAACCAUGGGAGAUGCUUGCCAGAGUCAAACGUCGUAAACUCGGCCAAGGGGCUGCACUAUCUUCAACACUAUAUACCACUGACCAUGGCGACAUCGCGGUAUCAACCGGCCGAUCUACGACGCCAGGUCGGGUCUCCGAGGCCCAAGGGACGCGAGAAUAA